Molecule: messenger RNA, 1470 nt
Organism: Xenia sp. Carnegie-2017
Lineage: Eukaryota; Metazoa; Cnidaria; Anthozoa; Malacalcyonacea; Xeniidae
Product: probable splicing factor YJU2B
Exons: 9
Coding region: 195-1427 (410 amino acids)
Biological process (GO): mRNA splicing, via spliceosome
Cellular component (GO): post-mRNA release spliceosomal complex; U2-type spliceosomal complex
Source: RefSeq, a predicted model, not a curated record
UAAUGAUGCCAUGAUCCAUGUUUUUUGCAACAUGAGAUUUCACGUCUAGGUAAUUGUAUACAGGUCAGUGUCAGAAACUCAGAUAUCAUAAUUGAGUCAUUUUGACAUUGAUAACAUUGUCGAAAAUACGAAUAUUGAAAGACUGAGCAAAAUUGUCGCCUGUAUAUUUGUUAUUGGUGAAAGAUUUUCAAAAAAUGGCUGAACGAAAAGCAGUCAAUAAAUAUUACCCUCCAGAUUGGGAUCCUUCAAAGGGUUCUGUUAACAAGCGUGUGGGACAGCAUCCUCUACGGGAAAGAGCUCGAAAACUUUCCCAAGGCAUUUUAAUUAUCAGAUUUGAAAUGCCAUACAACAUUUGGUGUGGAGGCUGUAAUAUUCAUAUUGGAAUGGGUGUUAGAUACAAUGCAGAGAAAAAAAAAGUUGGUAAUUAUUACACAACACCCAUCUACAGAUUUCGCAUGAAGUGUCAUCUUUGUGAUAACUAUAUUGAAAUUGAAACUGAUCCAAAGAAUUGUGACUAUACGAUUGUUGCUGGUGCAAGACGAAAGGAAGAAAGAUGGGAUCCGGUUGCAGCGGAGAAUGUUAUAGCCACAGACCAUGCUGAUAAACAAAAGAUGAUUGAUGAUGCAAUGUUUAAACUUGAACAUGGUGAGAAAGAUAAGAAGAAAUCAAAAGCUGCUAUUCCUGGACUGGUUCAAAUCAAGGACAUGCAAACACAAUGGAAAGACGACUUUGGACUUAAUCAAAUGCUUAGAAAAAAGUUUCGACAAGAAAAGAAGGUCAUUUUGCGAAAGGAAGAAAAAGAUCAAGAAAUUAAAGAGAAGGGUGGCUUAAAUCUUCACUUGGUAAAUGAAAGUCCUGAAGAUAUUGCUCUGGCUAAGAAAAUUAAAUAUCGUAAUGAAGGUUAUGAGUUGGAAAAACGAAAGAAACGUUUACAAAUUAAGAACAGACCAAUGUUUUCCAAAUCGUCUGAAUCAAACGUUCAUCGUUCAAGAUUGCUCGAAAAACGACAGAAAAUUAUGUUUUCGAGAAAGUCCUCUUUGGAAAAUUUUUCAAAAAAUCGAAAGGAUGAAUUGAUUAAAAAAACUCAAUCCUAUGAUGCGGUAAUCGUGUCAAAGGAGAAAGAUGAUUCUACUUCAAAGGUUAUAAAUGAAAAAAUUGAAGAGACUUCACUGCUCACCUCGGAAACAGUCAAUGGAACUGAUAAUAUUCCUGUGGCCAAGAAAACUGAAAACUCCAGCAAUAAUAUGGACGAUGACUUGCCGAAAACGUUUCCCAAUACAUAUCAAAAUUUAUCAGAAACUUCAGCCAAGAGAUUUAUCGAUGGAGAAAAUAAAGAGUUCAUUACAGAAAAUUUGAAGUCGAGAGAACCUCAGUUGUCGUUAGUUUCAGAGAUGUAUAGUGACACAGAUAGUGACAGUUCAAAAUAAUUCACCAACGCUGUUCAAUAAAUGUUGCCAAACUAUAUUUAAA